AUGGUCACCGAUGAGUCCUUGAAACUCUUGGCCCGAAGGCAACCAGAGCUGCUGGCCUCCACCCUGCGACAACAUCUUGGCCAAACAAAUAUGAAGACCUUUGACUCCGACCAAGUCCAACAAGUUUUGAGUCAGGGAAUCACUUCCUGUGGUAGAAGCAACCUAUGGCAGGAGGCGCUUGAGAUUUUUCAACUUCUAAUAGAGCUAGAGAAACCUGACGUCAUCAGCUAUAGCGCCCUGAUCUCAUCCUUCAGAGGACAAUGGCAACGAGCCAUGCAGCUUUUCACAGAGAUGCUGCAGGCAAGAAACGAAGCGGAUGUGAUCAGCUUCAGUGCCGUGAUCAGCUCAUGUGAAAAGUCCAGCCAGUGGACUCAGGCCCUGCACUUCUUUGGUCUCAUGAGGGAGCAUCGAAUCCCAGCCAAUGUGGUCAGCUAUAGUGCUUUGAUCAGUGCGGCUGAGAAGGCUGGGCAGUGGCAACUGGGACUGCAGGUGUUUUCAGAGUUGGAUGGUCACAUCAAGCCGGAUGUCAUCAGCUACAGUGCAGCAAUCAGUGCAUGUGAGAAAGCAGGAAAGUGGCAGUUGGCUCUGUUGCUGUUUGAGGACAUGCCAAGUUCCAAGAUCUUUCCCAACAUCAUCAGCCUCAAUGCCGCCAUCGCUUCCUGUGAGAAGGGCCACCAGUGGCUGCUGGCCCUCCACUUCCUCCACUGCUCCCGCUGGACCUCGAUGCGUCCGGACGUCAUCAGCUAUAGCUCGGUUCUCUCAGCCUGCGCAACGCAGGGCCAGUGGCGUUGGGCCUUGGAGGUCUAUGGUCGGAUGAAGGGGGAGACCCUGGAGAUGUGGCUGGAUGUGAUCUCCUGCAAUGUGCGCUGA
Messenger RNA from Cladocopium goreaui, 870 nucleotides. Lineage: Eukaryota; Dinophyceae; Suessiales; Symbiodiniaceae. The record is from the annotation of a GenBank genome assembly.